This is a messenger RNA of Cyprinus carpio (common carp), 5867 nucleotides long. RefSeq names its product unconventional myosin-XVI-like. Gene Ontology annotation, cellular component: myosin complex; perinuclear region of cytoplasm; nucleoplasm. Gene Ontology annotation, biological process: phosphatidylinositol 3-kinase/protein kinase B signal transduction; negative regulation of G1/S transition of mitotic cell cycle; neuron projection morphogenesis. Lineage: Eukaryota; Metazoa; Chordata; Actinopteri; Cypriniformes; Cyprinidae. Gene Ontology annotation, molecular function: ATP binding; protein phosphatase binding; cytoskeletal motor activity. The record is from RefSeq and is a predicted model, not a curated record.
AGCUAUGUAAACGUGUUCAGGCAGAACAUGGAGAUAGACCAGUGUCUGCUGGAGUCUCUGCCGUUGGGCCAGCGUCAGAGGCUGGUCAGACGCAUGCGUUGCGAGCAGCUGCGGGUCUACUACGAGCGUGAGCGGGACGCUACAGAAGCAGAGCUUUUCCCCAAGCCCCGCUCCACCAACCGCAAAAAACAAAGAAUCAGCUUCACACUUUCAGAGUACGUCAUCCAGGACGCCAUCAUCCGACACGAUGACAAAGAAGUGCUGAGGCUGCUGAAGGAGGGAGCUGACCUGAACACAGUGAUUUCCUCAGGAGGAUCUCUGCUCCAUCUGUGCGCCCGCCAUGACAAUGUGUUUGCAGCAGAGAUUUUGAUAGAGAAAGGACUGAAUGUCAACCUUCAGGAUGAAGACCUCUGGACUGCCCUGCAUGUGGCUUGUGCCUGCGAUCACGCAGAUAUGGUGCUGCUGCUGCUACUGGCUGGAGUCAACGUGCUCCUGCAGGAUGUGAACGGGAACAUUCCACUCGACUACGCCACAGAGGGGACGGAAAGCAGCUACAUCCUCAUCAGACAUCUGGAGGAGAAUGGAGUGGACAUGAGCUCUAUGCACCAGAUGAAGACCCAGCGCUCAUCCACCAUGCUGUCUGACGUGAGGCAGCUGGUCAGCAGCGGGGGCAGUGUCAAUCAACAAAAUGAUGAUGGGGUCACGCUGCUACACAUCGCCAGUGCCAGUGGUUACGAAGAGGAGGUGGUGUCCAUGCUGCUGGAGCACGGAGUACAGGUGUCUGAUAACAGCUUCUGGACACCAUUACAUCUGGCUGCCAAAUACGGGCAGACCCACAUUGUGAGCCAGCUGUUGAAGCACAAAGCAGAUCCUACUCUUCUGAACUGCAACCAGGACAAGCCCUCAGACAUAGCUGCUACUGUGCAGAUUGCAGAUAUGCUGAUGAGAGCAGAGGAAUUCUGGGCACAGAGACAGACAGACCCCUCGGCUCUUCCUCCACAGUCAGAAGAGCACUGCCACAGAGAGUGGGUUAUGUUAAUGGGGUCAGGAGGAGCUCUGACACAGCAGCCUUCACUUGACUGCGGACUGGACGGACCGUAUCCCAGCGCUGCAGGAAAACUGGAGCAGGUGAAACUAAUGCCUCCUGCUCCUAAUGAUGACCUUGCAUCCCUCAGUGAACUCACGGACAGCAGCCUGCUCUACGAGAUGCAGAAGCGCUUUGCUAACGACCAGAUAUAUACUUACAUUGGACACAUUCUUCUCCUUAUUAACCCUUACAAAGACCUACCCAUCUACUCUAAUCUGGUCAGUCAGUUGUAUCUGAGCUCCAGUGGUCGUCUGUGUUCCUCUCUCCCGCCUCAUAUCUUCUCUUCAGCUGAGCGCGCCUAUCACAUGAUGCUGCAGGAGCGACGCCCACAGUGUUUCAUCAUCAGUGGAGAGAGUGGUUCUGGGAAGUCUGUGGCCUGUAAGCACAUCCUCAAACACCUGGCUGCUCGCUCAAGUCCCAAAGGCUUUGCUCUAGAGCCACGAAUGAAGCAUGUGAAUGUGAUCUUGGAAGCUUUCGGUCAUGCUGAGACUCAGAUGAACUCCUCGGCAAGCCGCUUCAUCAAUCUGAUCUCACUGCAGUACUGUGAGAAGAGAAAGACUCUGCUCAGAGGUCGUCUGUACACUUACAUGCUGGAGAAGUCGAGGGUCAUCUGCACCCCACCGCAUCAGCAGAACUUUAACGUCUUCUACCUGAUGGCCGAGGGGCUUUCAGCAGAGGAGAAGAGUAAUCUAUAUCUAAACAAUGUCCUAGCCCACAGGUGUAUGAACACAGCGGCUCCCGGUGAAACUCCUGCAGUAGCUACAGCGUGUCCUCAGAGCAGAGAGAAGCUCUCGGCCCUUAAACAGGCUCUGCGUGCCCUCGGCUUCAACAGACUGGAGGUGGAGAAUGUGUUUGUGCUCCUCUCUGCGCUGCUGCUUGGGGAUGUGCGCUUCACCGCCCUGACAGACGCUGACACUGCGUUUGUGUCAGACUUGCAGCUGCUGGAUAGAGUGGCUGGGAUGUUGCAGGUGAGCUCUGAGGAUCUCGGCUCUGCACUCACCUCUGAUGUGCAGUGUUUCAAAGGUGAUGUCAUAUCAAGGCGCCACACAGUCGAAAUGUCCAACCAUCACAGAGACCUCUUGGCCAAAGCUUUAUACGGACGACUCUUCAGCUUCCUGGUCAAUAGCAUUAACUUUUACCUCCAAGGCCAUGAAGAUAGCACGGGCCUUCAGUGUAACUAUCUGUGCAAGUUACAGAAGCCUCAGGGUGUGCUGUGUAAUUUGGGCCAUGAUGAGAGUCAGUCCCUCAGGCCGUGUGAAGUCAACCUUUAUAAGACGACUGCAGAUACAGCUGGAUUCCCUCCGAGUUUUUGGACGCUGUCUCCCCCACGACUCAAGGAUGGCAACGGGAACCCCCCACCCAAAGACCAGGGGCCAUCGUUUACCGCACUGCACUACGCUGGCAAGGUGACCUAUGCCCUGACCGGCUCACUUUCGGACAAGAACAAGGAUGUUCUUCCCCAAAACAUCUUGUUGAUUAUGAAAAGUCAGAGGUUCAACGUGGAGGCAGGACGUGGUGUGCACACGGAGAGAUUUGUUGAAUGGAAGAAGUGGCACCAACCAUCCCCCUUUUUCCUGCAGAGACUGGAGCGUUGUGGACCGGUCACUGUGGCAGUGCAGCUCAGGAACUCUCUGUGUGAGAUCACCAGUAAGCUGCAAGCGUGUACACCUCACUUUGUGCAGUGCAUCAGGCCCAACAAUGCCGGAAAGCCUGAUGUGUUCGACAGUUUCCAUGUGUCCUCACAGCUCCAGUACGUGGGGGUUCUGGAGAUGGUCCGCAUGAUCCGGUAUGGAUACCCAGUCCGCCUGUCUUUCACCAGCUUCCUGAGCAGUUUGACCUUUUCUGUGAAUGGUUUUGUCUUGCCAACAAUCCAACGCAAGCUGGAUGCUGACGAAGUCUUCCAGGGACUCUUGAAACCCUUUGACCCUCGAAUUGCAUCUCUCUGUGGGUUUUCCCACCAAGCUUUACUGGGAGCUGGUGGACAACCAUCUCACCGACAGGAAGAAAAGCAUCCGGCAGAGGACAAGUUGCCCCGGCACAUUCUGCAGCAUUGUAAACUCCAGGGCUGGCAGAUGGGGAACAGUAAGGUUUUCUUGAGAUACUGGCAGGCCGAUCACCUUAAUGACCGCUGCCAUCAGCUGCACAGAAAGAUUAUUGUCUGUCAGAAAGUGGUGCGUGGCUGGUUGGCCAGACAAUGUGCACGUCGCAGGCUCACGUCUUGGCAGAAGGAGCAGUGUAACAUCCAACGGUUCCUGCAGGGAGCAGAGGACUUGGGUAUGCGUGCUUACGACAGCCUGGUCAUCCAAAACGCAGCAGAUAUUGCACGAGAGAACGACCGCCUCCGGGGUCACAUCAGUGCUCCACCACUAGGCGAGAGACCGGAACCUGUGGGCAAAGAAGAAGACUCGCCCAAGAGGGCUGUUGAAAAAAGUGGGAGGGUUAACGAUGUGGCGGGCCGUGGGGGGAACAGACCACUCCGGCAUUUCCGCUCCAGCUCUGUGCCUCUACCCCUGGUUAUGGACAGCUUGGUACACUCCAGCAUUGGGACAUUAAUCAAAGCAGCCCUUCAGCCUGCGCCACACUCCACUGAGGAGGGAAAUGGAGGGAGCCUCUCCUCCCCACGAAAACAACCGCCUCCCAAACCCAAACGAGACCCUAAUACACGUCUGAGUGCAUCAUACGAGGCAGUGAGCGCAGGGCUGAGUAUUGCACCCAAAGACAGCCCUGCUGAGGGUCAAACCUCUCCAUCUGGAAGCCCACCAAAAACCCAACUCUCUCCUUCUGAUCCUCUUUCUAAACCUCGCCCUCACAGUGAUGACUACAGCACCAUGAAGAAAAUCCCACCCCCCAAGCCCAAACGCAGCCCUAAUACUAAACUGACGGGCUCUUAUGAGGAGAUCUCUGUACCUUCUCCUGCACGGCCCACGGACAUGAAACUUGUCAGUUUGUUACGAGGCGGCCACUGCUUGGGCCUCAUCCAGCGAGCAGCAUCUGCGGACGGCCCCCAUUCUUCUGUGCUAAGCCUAUACCCCUGCCAGGAUGAGGAGGAUGUGUAUAUCGAGAUGGUUGGGGCCUCAAGAGCCCUUAGCCUGGCAGACUCCCACAGUCCAGAACUGGGAGAGGCGGUAUAUGAGGAGAUGAAGUACUUCCCACCUGAUGAGGUGGGGUCAGCUCCAGUGGUCAAGCCUGAAGCUGUCAAUCCCUCUACCACUAUCCUACCUGCCCCAGUUCUGGAAAUCAAGAGGCCUGUAACUUUGAUGGAGCACUCUGGCACACUCGGGGGGAAGCAGCAGGGCAAGGAUGGGACAGCAUGUGACAUUCCAGCUCCAUUCCCCAAUCUCCUUCCACAUCGUCCCCCACUUCUAGUCUUCCCUCCGUCCCCUGUCACCUGCUCUCCCGCCUCGGAUGAGUCCCCCCUUACACCUUUGGAGGUGAAGAAGCUGCCGGUGUUCGAGACCAACCUCAACUACACCAGCCAGGAUGGGGGCAGCCCACUCUCACCACAGUAUACCCGACAAAGAGCUGACUCCUCACCGAGUCUUUCCGUUUUAAUGCCAGACAAAUCUACGCCACCCUUGACUCCUCCUCCCCCUGCAGCAGCACUUCCACCUCCUUACCGUCCCCCAUCCCACUUCCCCUUCCCCCCUGAACCAAACGUUUUGGCCCUGACCCGUGCAGCUUCUCUGGCUACCACCGAUUCCCCCAAAGUCUCCCAUAAAAUAGGGCACAGUAUGGCAGAGACACCCCCAAGCAAUUCCAAACCUCCCUUCUCCCCAGUAAAGACCUCGAGGCCAGAGCCCCGCAGAGCUCACUCCUGCUCCUCCUCGCCUCUGCUAUUCACCCCUGCCAAUGGGAGACCCCUCACCAGCCCUCUAGAUGAGCUCAACACCCUUUUCAGCUCAGGGCGCAGCCUUCUUCGCAAGUCUACCACUGGAAGAAAGAUCCGUGACAGCGGACUCUCAAAUUCCAACAUUAACCUGCCAGGUCGAGAGGAUCAAGGCCCCAUCUCUCCGUCAGCACAGCUGCAGGACAAAAACGCCAACAACCACACCUCUCCCAACUCUUCGAACCCUGCGCCCAUUGAGAACGGCAACCAGAUCUCUAAUGGGACGUGGAAGACGAGGGACAUCCAAAGUCGAAUGCGUCCAGCACCUCGGCGUUACACAGGCACAUGGACAGCCACCACACUCAGGUGCUCCAGAGGUCACGUGCAUGUGGGGAUCAGCGGGCCACUCUGCAGGAAUUGUUGCGCUGGCGGAGGAGUGUUUGGGAUGGUCGACCGGACUGGCAGAACGCUUGGCUCCACACAAACACCUCACCCACCCUAACAGUGAAGACCAAGAGUCCCAGAAAGAAAUCAUCGCCCUAGAGAUUGUGGUCUUCCUGGGUUAAACCUCAGUUAAACCCCACUCCUUAGGCCCGAUGGCCCUUUUUUAUGAUUUGCCCUUCACUUAGGGGUAGCGUCCUCUAAUCAGAGCCAGACUCUGAACUUAAGAGAGUAGGGCAUCCCAAUUUGUUCAUGUUCCUCUCUUCACUUCUUUUGAAAGAAUGAAAGGUUCCUUGGAAAAUUGUUCCAACUAAUGGCCAACUGGGACCAAAUAACAUACCAAGUCCAACAUUGAAAAUAUAAAGUCAUUGUCAGACUUUUAUGAAUUCCUUUCGCAAUGUCCUAAACAUCAUGCUGUUUUGGAAGAUCUCAUCACAUUGCCUUGAUUGCAACUCAUCUACGCUAUCUUAGGGCUGUGCAAACGCAUCUCAUCUGUGUGCUAUAGUCUACGUU